Lactuca saligna is the source of this 249-nucleotide messenger RNA. NCBI's taxonomy places the organism in Eukaryota, Viridiplantae, Streptophyta, Magnoliopsida, Asterales, Asteraceae. The record is from the annotation of a GenBank genome assembly.
AUGGGCAAUCAAGAAUCAAAUGUCAAUAAUCAUAUUUAUGAGGAACAUUAUUUGGCUAGUGAUGAUGACAUUGGAAUUGAAGAUUUCGAUUUUCCUGAUAAUGAUACACUAUAUGAUGGUGGUUUUCAAACAAGAGAAAGCAGUAAUCCAAAUUUAGAGGACUCAAAUCAGGCAGAAGACGAAAAUCAAUUCGUUGAUGAAGAUACAGAGGUUAAUAUUGAUUUCAGUGAAGGCACUAAAUUCAAUUGA